CAUGACCCUCUAUGGCAGGAAGUUAAUGGUGAAGAAUUUAUCUGUUUUAUCGUUAUUUCUGGACCAUGUCUCUCGCUGAUGAACUACUGAAUGACUUUGAGGACGGUGAUGAAGAUGAGUUACUCUCUAAUGACCUCCAGAACAGAGAGGGUGAUAAUGGUGAGGUUAUGGAGGUGGAGUUUAAGGUCCCUAUGGCCCUCAAGCCCGCCUUAACCUCAGUCCGUCAGGUGGCUGGUCUAUGGGACUCUGAUAAACUCAAGGACAUUAAACAACAUAUUGAGAAGUAUGCGUCCAAGCAGAGGGAAUCGGAUGACCUGCAGGGUUCAGUGGAGACCGAUCCGGAGUAUAAAUUGAUCGUCGAGGCGAAUAAUAUUAAUGUGGAUAUCGACGACGAGAUCGGGACGAUUCAUAAGUUCGUUAAGGAGAAGUACGCCAAGAGGUUCCCCGAGCUGGAGUCGUUGGUGGUUAACCCGUUGGAGUAUCUCAAUGCCGUCAGGGAGUUGGGGAACGACGUGGAUAAGGUGAAGAACAGCGAGGCCCUGGCGUUGAUCCUGACGCAGGCGACCAUUAUGGUGGUUAGCGUCACGGCGUCCACCACGCAGGGGACGCUCCUCACCCGGGACGAACUGGACGCCAUCGAGGAAGCUUGUAAGAUGGCUCAGGACCUAAAUACCUUCAAGAUAAGAAUCCUGGAUUACGUCGAGAGCAGGAUGAGUUUUAUAGCACCGAACCUCUCCUGUAUAGUGGGAGCGUCCACGGCGGCCAAGCUGAUGGGCGUGGCCGGGGGACUCACAAAUCUGGCCAAACUGCCGGCCAGUAACGUUUUGCUGAUCGGGAAACAGAAGAAAACUAUGAUCGGGAUGGCUCAGACCUCCAUGUUGCCUCACACCGGCUACAUUUACUACUGCGACAUAGUCCAAGAGACUCCGUCCGAUCUCCGUGCCAAAGCCGCUCGUAUAGUAGCGGCCAAGGCUACCCUGGCGGCGAGGGUCGACAGUAUGCACGGGAGCCCCAGCGGCACCCAGGGGCUACGUCUGAGGGAGGAAGUGGAGAAGAAACUGGACAAGUUACAGGAGCCGCCGCCGGUCAAGUCGAUCAAGCCUCUGCCGCAGCCCAUUGACGCCCCGGGUAAGAAGCGUGGCGGCCGCCGGGUGUUGAAGAUGAAGGAACGGAUGGCGGUAACAGACCUGCGUAAAGCUCAGAACAGAAUGAACUUUGGUGAGAUAGAGGAAGAUGCUUAUCAAGAUGACCUGGGCUACACAAGAGGUCAACUGGGGAAGGGCGGUGCUGGUCGUAUACGCAAGAUAACGGUCGACGAGAAGACCAGAGUACGUCUGUCUAAAACACUACAGAAGGAGGUUCAACGGCAGUCGUCACUGGGCGGACAGACGACAGUACGCAGACAGGUCGCUGGUACGGCUUCCAGUGUGGCGUUUACACCACUCCAAGGGCUUGAGAUCGUUAACCCCCAGGCAGCAGAAAACAACAGCCAAUCAAAAGCUAACAAAUAUUUCUCUAAUGUUUUGGGUUUCAAGAACGUGACCAAAUAAUACGGAAUUGUUUAUUGUUUCCUGAAUUAGAGGAAUUUUUUCUUAUACAGCUGUAAUGUGAUUGAGUGUAAUGAGAGGUACAGUACAUCAUUACAGGAUUAACCAAGUAAUUCUCACCUGUUGAGUUGUUUUCUCCUGGUGACUGAUCGAUGAACCGGUAAAAUUGCAGAUUACAGCAACCAAAGAAUCUGGUAAUAAAAAAAUGUUUUACCUAACCAAAGAAUCUGAUAAAAAAAUGUUACCUAACCUAAUCCAACCAAAUGUAAUACAAGAAAAUGGUCAUAGAAAAAGAGUAGGUCUAUCAAUUGAGUGUAGUGAUCUAACGGUAUUCUGCGGUUGCCGUUUACUGCAAUAUUACCGAUGAAACUGCUUUACCAUAUUACAAAAUCCUUCCCAGAACAAUAAACGUUUGAUUUCACCAGAAUAAUAAACCUUUGAAUUCAAUCUGUAAACCCAUUGUAUUUAUUAUUUCUAAGACAAAUCAGCCAGUCUCAGUUGAGGUCAUGUUAGUCAGUUCAGUGUCCUCCAUGGCAAGUGUUGUCAGAGAUCAGAUGAGUUUUAUUGUCUAAAUCAGUUCACUAAGGAGAUGUCCCAAUCAGUUCACUAUGAAGGUGUCCCAUGGCAGGUCGUCCCACACAAUGAUAAUCAAGGGGGUGUAGCUGGCCGAAUUUCAACAGGUUAAAGAACUUAUGCCCCCAAGAUGUUUGGUCAUUUCUCUGGCUAAAGACCAAUUAUGUAGGUGCAUUAAUGUAGGAUUAUUAUAUAUGAAGGUGUGAGGACAUUUAGAUAACGACAAAUAAUCCUGAACGAUGAAUUCACGGGUAAAUGUCCUAAAAAAAAAUCUUGAAAAUCGUGUUCUCAGUUUUGUCUCUCAGCCUUGUUUGUUUUCUUGUGUUUUCAGUGAUUGAAUUUUUCAGAGCUACGCAUUUUUUGGACUAUGAUGAUCAUGUAAUUAUGUCAUUAGCUAAACAAUUAUUGUAAAUUUAUAUAUAUUAUAUUUUGAAAGUAUA
Molecule: messenger RNA, 2560 nt
Organism: Homarus americanus (American lobster)
Lineage: Eukaryota; Metazoa; Arthropoda; Malacostraca; Decapoda; Nephropidae
Gene: Prp31
Product: U4/U6 small nuclear ribonucleoprotein Prp31-like
Exons: 2
Coding region: 66-1550 (494 amino acids)
Biological process (GO): spliceosomal tri-snRNP complex assembly; mRNA splicing, via spliceosome
Cellular component (GO): U4 snRNP; U4/U6 x U5 tri-snRNP complex; precatalytic spliceosome
Source: RefSeq, a predicted model, not a curated record